This is a messenger RNA of Eutrema salsugineum, 1794 nucleotides long. Its product is annotated as CBL-interacting serine/threonine-protein kinase 17. The transcript is spliced from 11 exons. The coding region runs from base 289 to 1569 and encodes 426 amino acids. Lineage: Eukaryota; Viridiplantae; Streptophyta; Magnoliopsida; Brassicales; Brassicaceae. Gene Ontology annotation, biological process: signal transduction; protein phosphorylation. Gene Ontology annotation, molecular function: protein kinase activity; ATP binding. The record is from RefSeq and is a predicted model, not a curated record.
AGGAUAUUUCAUUUCCCGAGAAAACCAAAAAAAAAUUCAAUUGAAAUUACAGAGAAGAAAGGGAGGACGAGGAAGCAAAGGGGAGUGGCGUGUUCUUCUCUCCAAAUUUUAGCCGCCACUUCUUCUCUUCUUCUCCUCAAUCUCAGUCUUAUACAUAGCCAUAGACUCAUAGCUUAUUAUUAGUCUCAUUUGCUCAACUCCUAAUCGGAUCAGAGAAAUUGGGGGGCAACAGAUCGAUUGGUUUUGAUAGAAUCGGAUCGAUUUAGAAAGUUUCUUCGUUUGUUUUGGAUGGUGACGAAGGGAAUGCGUGUUGGGAAAUACGAGCUUGGGAAGACGCUUGGAGAGGGAAACUCUGCAAAAGUCAAAUUCGCUAGAGAUAUUUUUUCCGGCCAAUCUUUCGCCGUCAAAAUCAUCGACAAGUCGCGUAUCACUCGUCUCAACGUCUCCUUUCAGAUUAAGAGAGAGAUCCGAACAUUGAAAGUGUUAAAGCAUCCAAAUAUUGUCAGAAUACAUGAGGUCUUGGCUAGCAAAACCAAGAUUUACAUGGUCCUGGAAUGUGUCACUGGAGGAGACUUAUUUGACAGAAUUGUCUCCAAAGGAAAGCUUUCGGAAACAGAAGGAAGAAAAUUAUUUCAGCAGUUGAUUGAUGGAAUAAGCUACUGUCAUAACAAGGGCGUUUUCCACAGAGAUCUCAAGCUAGAGAAUGUUCUUCUUGAUGCGAAGGGGCACAUUAAGAUCACUGAUUUUGGACUUAGUGCUCUGCCUCAGCAUUUAAGGGAAGAUGGGCUGCUACAUACAACCUGUGGUAGUCCUAACUAUGUCGCGCCUGAGGUUCUAGCUAAUAAGGGCUAUGAUGGUGCAGCAUCAGAUAUAUGGUCGUGUGGAGUAAUCUUGUAUGUUAUUCUUACUGGAUGUCUCCCUUUUGAUGAUACAAACCUCGCCGUUCUUUGCCGGAAGAUAGUCAAAGGGGACCCUCCAAUACCUAGAUGGAUAUCACCAGGUGCUAAAACCAUGAUCAAGAGAAUGCUCGAUCCAAAUCCGGUCACGAGGAUGACAAUCGCUGGUAUAAAGGCCAAUGACUGGUUCAAACACGGCUACAUUCCGUCACAUUGCGAUGAUGAUGAUGAUGAUGAUGCAUCCUUAAUUCAAGAAUAUGGAUCUGAGGAUGAGAAGAGCCCUGAUUCUCCCACCAUCAUCAACGCGUUUCAGUUGAUAGGAAUGUCAUCGUUUCUCGACCUCUCUGGUUUAUUUGAGAUAGAGAAAGUGUCAGAGAGGCAGAUAAGAUUCACGUCAAAUAGGUUAGCUAUAGAGGUGCUGGAGAAAAUCAAAACAAUCCUAAUAGAAAUGGGUUUCUGCGUACACAAGAAAUACACAAUGUUAAAAGCAAUCAAAGAAGAAAGCAUUCGAACAGGGAGAGGCGGUUUAUCGGUAACAGCUGAGGUUUUCGAGGUAAUUCCGUCGCUGAAUGUGGUUGAACUAAGAAAAUCACAUGGCGAUUCGUUUCUAUAUAAAGAGUUGUAUGAAAGAUUAUUAAACGAAUUGGGCACAUCAUCGCAGCUAUUAACGUAGCCAGCCAGCAGAACAAAAUGUCUAUUAUAAUCGAAACUCGAACCCGGAUGCGUCAAGGGUUUAUGUAAAUAAUUUUUUAAAAAAGAUUUCUUUGUAUAAAUUUGGUACAUUAGCCACCCCCCCCCCCCCCAAAAAAAAAAAAUCAUAUUCUUUUGUAAAAGCAGUAGAUUGUCUCUAAAUCUGUACAUAAGCAAGUAAUAGAUAAAUUAAGCAUAUAUUAUGUUA